AAUGAAUUGCUGGAGGGAGCUGUGGGGUAGCUAUUCAGAGGAGGACAAACAGAGGUUAGGUGUUGUAGAGAAGGCGAACAGCGCCAUGACUGGAACAUAGUGGCCACAGCUGGUACUACAGCAUUUAUUCAGCGACAUGGACGGAGGAAAGGCACACAAUAGUGGCCACAGCUGGUACUACAGCAUUUAUUCAGCGACAUGGACGGAGGAAAGGCACACGGAGUCUGCGCAACGUUGCUGCACCCCAGUGUACGAAGUUUCUGGAUUUCCGUCUGUACCACAAGGGACGAAAAAACACACACAUUAAAGGGGCCCCCUUUAAGGCGGUGUCCGUUUGACAGAGGAAGAUGGCAUCUCCCACGUCGCCCGACCUCUCCAACGACGGCUCACCCAAGAAGAGGAGGCCGGUCUUCAGCUUCCCCGAGGUGCACAUCCUCCUGGACGAGGUCCGCAAGCACCGCAAUAUCGUCAUCGCCAAUUUCAACCGUGGCGUCCCGAGGAAGGUGAGGAAGCGCACCUGGGCGGAGAUCACAGCCCGCCUCAACGAGGUCUGCCAGUCCGACCGAGAGGUCUCGGAGGUGGUCCGCAAGUGGUCCGACCUGAAGUUCGACAGCAAGCGCACGGUGAAGACCAUCCGGCCUGGCCCCCUGGGCCCGCGGGGCACACCCUACAAACGCCAGCGCCACUAUACGACCUCCGAAGUGGAUAAAAUCGUCCGGGACAUCCUGAGGGUCAACAGCAGCCAGCAGGACGACGGCGCCGGCCAGGCCGGGCACGGGCCCGUCAGGCGCAGCAGCCGGAGCACCAGCUGGAAGGGGGACGGACAGAGCGGCAGCUCGGAGGAGGAGGAAGAAGACGAUGACGAGUUUGAGGAAGAUGAGGAUGAAGAUAUGGACAUGGCGACGGGUGUGGAGUCAAAACGCAGCACCUCAGAGGACGGAAAACUGCUGAAAAGUUUUAAACAGGAGAACAUGGAACAGGAUUCCAUGUUUGAUGCUUCUGAAGACACACCUUUUGAUGUGAGCUUUGAAAUGCCUACUGAAGAAGACGGUGCCCCACAGGACAACCAACCCAGCGGCAGCAGCCGGGGCAGCUCGGGCAUCAAUACUCCCACCACAAACGCAGCCACAACCAGCAAUAACAACGCUGCCAUGCACACUCCCUCCCUCAAACCCCCCUCUUCCUCCUUCGCCAUUCCCCCUCCUCCUCCUCCUCCUUCUCUUCCCUCUUUACCUCUGCCUACUGCCAGAGCUGCAGACCAUGUGGGUCAUGGUAUCGGAAUGGGCAAUGGUGGGGCCGGGAUUCCACAUUACGUCACAAACCCUCCCGGCAACACGGGUGUUCCGGCACCGGCGGCGCACAGUACAAACGCUAACACUAACGCCGCUGCGGUCGCUCCCGACGUGCGUGGGCUGGCGGCCAUGAGCGUGCAGGAGCAGCACAUGAGCAAUGCGCUGCUGGAAACGGUGUCGCGCUCGCUGGAGCUGCUGUCGGAGUCGCUGCAGUCACUGGCCGACACGCAGCAGGAGUUCAUGAGGGAGUCGCUGCAGCUGCAGAGCCAGAGCCUGGAGGUGCUGCGGGACUUCGCCACCGGAGCCAUGACGCUCAUGCAGGAGAAACUCAACGGCGGGAACAAGCAGAAGACAUGAUGGUGUUGUUGCUGUUACAGUAUGGCCUCGUACUAGUACAGUACAGUACAAUGCAGUGCGAAUACCAAGUCUGUAUUAAGAAUCAUUACCACAACUACCAGAGACUUUGCCAUGCAGGAGAAACUGAACGGCGGGAAUGCGAAGAAGACUUAAUGGUAUUGGUGCGGUUACGGCCUCGUACUAGUACAGUGCAGUGCAGUGCAGUGCGAAUACUAAGUCUGUAUUGAGAAUCAUUACCACAACUAUCAGAGACUUUGCCACCAGCGCCAUGACGCUCAUGCAGGAGAAACUCAAAGGUGGGAACGGAAA
This is a messenger RNA of Engraulis encrasicolus (European anchovy), 1958 nucleotides long. RefSeq lists its product as uncharacterized. The transcript has 5 exons. Lineage: Eukaryota; Metazoa; Chordata; Actinopteri; Clupeiformes; Engraulidae. Gene Ontology annotation, cellular component: nucleus. Bases 348 to 1649 code for a protein of 433 amino acids. The record is from RefSeq and is a predicted model, not a curated record.